AUCGGAGAUUGUUCAAAAACAACGCCUGCAGGUUCCAGCUUCGCUGUCCGUACGGUACCUCCCUUCCAGCGGUCACCGGUCGUCGCUCCAGCCGCCACCGCCCACCGGGCCGGAGCACCACCGCGCAUCCGCCACCGGGGCACCUUGCGCCAAGAUAAAGAGGCUUCUUUGCCUCUCCCCGGGUUCCAUUCCAUUCAAAAGGCAACCGCUUGCUUGGCUGGCUAGCCCAGGUGCCUUCUCGCUGCCCGCCGCGGCGCCGCCAACCUCCACUUGCAGAAGCAGAGAGGGCCACCGCGAGAGAUCUCACCGUCCCCAGCCACCACCUUCUCCUCCUCCUCGUACUAGCUGCUCGUACCCGCGUUCGGACUCCUACUCCAACCCGAAGGCCGUAACCUGUAGCCGCGCCACCCCCGCGCCGGACCCAAUCCGGGGACGCCACGCUCGCCGCGCGCCUCCGCCACCUCGUAUCAGUUGCUGCGUGCGAGGUGUGUUAGCCCAUGCCCUGGAUGACCAAGUUGCUGCUCCAGCUUCAGGCGGCGGCGGCGGACAGGAGGCACGGCCUCGGCCUCAGCCUCGGCUUCGGCCCGGGGCGCGGCCGUCGCCACCCGCAGACGCCCCGCCACGCUCCCGCCGCCGGCAGAUUCUCCCCGGCAACGGCAUGCCUCACCCUCUGCCUCCUCGCCGUCGCCGCCGCCGCCACCACGCUCGCGGUCGCGCUGCACCGCCAAAGCCCCGACCCCGCAGCCGUCGCCGGCCCCGCCGCCUCGCCGCGCGGCUUCUCGGUGGUGAUCAACACGUGGCGGCGCCACGCGCUCCUGCGGAGGUCCGUCGCGCACUACGCCGCCUGCGCGGGCGUCGAGGCCGUCCACGUCGUGUGGAGCGAGCCGCGGCCGCCGCCGGAGACCCUGCGCCGGGGCGUCCUCGUCAACGGCACCCGGCGCGGCACCGUGCGGUUCGAGAUCAACGAGGCCGACAGCCUCAACAACAGGUUCAGGCCCAUCCGGAGCCUCGGCACGGACGCCGUCUUCUCCGUCGACGACGACCUCAUCGUCCCGUGCUCCACGCUCCGGUUCGCCUUCGACGUGUGGCAGAGCGCGCCAUCUGCCAUGGUGGGCUUUGUGCCGCGGAUGCACUGGCUUGCUGACCCGAGAGGCAGUACAAAGGAAUACCGAUAUGGAAGCUGGUGGUCAGUUUGGUGGACAGGCACAUACAGCAUGGUUCUUUCCAAAGCGAGUUUCUUCCACAGGCAGUACUUGGAUCUGUAUACAAACAACAUGCUACCGUCAAUUCGCAAAUAUGUGGAUGAAAAUAGGAAUUGUGAGGAUAUUGCAAUGUCUUUUCUUGUUGCAAAUCAUUCUGGAGCUCCACCAAUAUGGGUACAAGGAAGGAUAUUUGAGAUUGGAUCGACCGGCAUCAGCAGUUUGAAGGGCCAUAGUUUGCAGAGAUCCAGAUGCCUCAACACAUUUGCUGCCAUGUAUGGCCACAUGCCUCUUGUAGCCACCACAGUCAAGGCUGUUGACAGCCGCAGGAGCUGGUUCUGGUGACAUGCCUCUUGUUUGGCCCUGUUAUCUCCUUUUUGUUUCAUUUUUUAAUUUUACUUAGGUGCUGCCUAGCCAUAUUACAAGGCUAGCGUGUUUGUGCAUAAUUCAUCAUCAGCACCUAAGAACACAGGUUGGAUUGUACACGCUGAAAGUAGAACACAGUGACCAUAUUCAAAUUCACAUUAUUGAUGGAGUUAGUACUGUAGCUAGUAAUCUUUGUGAAAGGAAGGAGAUUGUUCAUGGUCAUGGAUGUCAGUAAUUAGUUCACUGUUUUUUUUCUGGUGGUGUUCAGUGCGACUAUGUUGUGCCACGGGCAACUGGCAAAGAGCCUGUUGCUGUAUUGCUGUUCAGUGCUUACCACUAUACUAACAAAAGCUAACUCAUGUGUGGUUGUGACGGCCGAAGGAAGAUAGCGAGGAUAAGGAGACUCUUCCAUUGGGCCAGCGUGCCUGUUUCCUUCGUGUUCUGUCCCCAACCUCUAGUACCUGCCUCUUUCUUUCCUCUUCCUCUUGCUGCUGCUUCCUGCUUCCUGGGGGAGAACAAGAAGAGAUUCUCCUGACACGAUCGCCAAUGGUGGCCAUUGCUACCGAGGCAUGGGCGCUCGCCGGAUGUGGCGCGGCGGCGCAGGAGUUGCCGGUGCAGCAGCUCCCUCCUGCCGCAGCAAACAGGACCAAGAAAGCCCUAUCGCUCAGAGGCGUCAGCAGCAGCGGCGGAGGCCAGGACUGGCGUGAGGCCGUCGUCGUCGGCCGGCGGAGCGGCCUGGCGUCGUGCGUGCUCGCCGCCCUCGCGGCCUCGUUCUCCCCGCUCGCCGGCGACCGCCCCGCGCGGGCCAUGGUUCUUGAGGAAGACGAAGACAUCGAGCUGCUGGAGCGCGUGAAGGAGGACAGGAAGAAGCGGCUGCAGAAGCAAGGGGUCAUCAGCUCCUCAGGCACCGAGACUGUAAUGCUGUGGUUUGACUACAAACCACAGAGUAUUUGCAGGACCUCAUCUACAAGUUGAGCAAAGUUGGGCAGGCCAUUGACAAGGACGAUCUCCCAGCCGCAAGCAGUGUCCUGGGCCCAAGCCCAGAUACCCAGUGGGUGCAGAACAUCAAUGCAGCUUUCUCCAAGUUCAGCUCAAGCCCAGAGGAGAGGAGCAUGGUGGAUAGCUUCAACUCCUCCUUGGCCUCACUGUUUACAUCAGUGAACAAGCUUGAUGGUGAAUCCUCCAAGUCGGCGUUUGUGUCGUCAGCGACAGCGUUGGAGAAAUGGAUAGCGUUAGCCGGACUGAGUGGCCAGCUCAAAGGCUUCUGAUAUGCGAGUGAAGUGGCUUCCUGACGAAUACCUGGAUGCUCCUCCUGGCUGAGACGUAUUGAUUCGGCACGUGUGAAUCUUCUAAAGAGGGCACCGUAAAUCCGUAACCGAGAUCUGAGUUCAUUCAGACAAGCAUGUGAGAAGAAUGGGUACUGCUUCUGUUCGUCUCCACUUGGAGAACAGCAACAUUCUCAUCAAGAAAUUGGAAUUAUUUGCGAUGUAUUGUGACACUAAUAGGAAAUGAAGCAAAAGUUGUUUUUGUUUGGUUGUA
This is a messenger RNA of Panicum virgatum (switchgrass), 3104 nucleotides long. RefSeq names its product glycosylinositol phosphorylceramide mannosyl transferase 1-like. Lineage: Eukaryota; Viridiplantae; Streptophyta; Magnoliopsida; Poales; Poaceae. Gene Ontology annotation, cellular component: membrane. Gene Ontology annotation, molecular function: glycosyltransferase activity. The record is from RefSeq and is a predicted model, not a curated record. The coding region runs from base 498 to 1544 and encodes 348 amino acids. The transcript is spliced from 8 exons.